AUGCUUACAGAUCCACGCUACGAUGAGUGGUUUCGCCUCCGCGAUUUCGAACUCGACCGCUUCGUUAAAGAGCACACAUUUGAAGAGAACGUUGCCUGUCUACUCUUUUUCCUUGGUUCGCAGGGUGGUUAUAGAGAAACCACAGCAGCAUUUGCUGUAUCCAAGUCUUGGACUGUCGAAUUAAUUGGCAUUUUUCUCGCUCGUAUACAAGCUGCCUUUGAAGCUAAAGGCAGAAUUCCCGGCGUAGUAGGUGCUAUCGAUGAAUCGUUGGUGGAGAAUAACAGGUCGGACGACUUCGAAGGAUAUUUUUGUCGGAAGAUGCACCCAGCUCUUAUCGUACAAGCUGUUGUCAAUGAUAAAAUGCAAUUUAUGAGCACCGAGAUUCGUCCUGGCUCAUGGUCUGACCAAAAUGCAUGGCGCGCGUCUGCAUUGGGCUCUAGAAUUGACAACUACUUGCCUACUGGAACCCAUUUUCUUGGAGACGCAGAUUAUGCAAUCUGCCCUGCAAUUAUGACGCCUUUUGUGGGUAAUACCGGCGAGUGUCUGACGCGGAAGCAGCUCCUGUACAACUAUCAGCAUUCGCGAUCACGAAUCGCAGUUGAAUGCAGUUUUGGCCUUUGGAAAGGUCGGUUUCGUAUUGUGAAAUGUCGUCUCAACACUAAAAGCGUUGAGAAGGCCGUGGAUAUUGUAGCAGCGACUAUCGUUUUGCACAUCAUUCUUAUGGAUAUGAAGGACGAUACGUCUUUUGAAGAUGAAGUAGCGGAAUGGAAACGCGGUUUUUUUUAA
This is a messenger RNA of Phytophthora infestans T30-4, 786 nucleotides long. RefSeq lists its product as uncharacterized. The record is from RefSeq and is a predicted model, not a curated record. The transcript has 5 exons. The coding region runs from base 1 to 786 and encodes 261 amino acids. Lineage: Eukaryota; Oomycota; Peronosporomycetes; Peronosporales; Peronosporaceae.